Ixodes scapularis (black-legged tick) is the source of this 2517-nucleotide messenger RNA. RefSeq names its product lysosomal alpha-glucosidase-like. The transcript has 18 exons. Gene Ontology annotation, biological process: carbohydrate metabolic process. Lineage: Eukaryota; Metazoa; Arthropoda; Arachnida; Ixodida; Ixodidae. Gene Ontology annotation, molecular function: alpha-1,4-glucosidase activity; carbohydrate binding. The coding region runs from base 1 to 2517 and encodes 838 amino acids. The record is from RefSeq and is a predicted model, not a curated record.
AUGGCCUUUAGGACUCGUGGCUGCUGCUUCGAACCUAUCAACGCCACGCUGGAGUCCCUGGAACCGGGGUUCAUCUUGCCUCCGGUCUGCUUCUACCCGGCCAACUACCUCGGCUACAAAGUGGAGUCCAUUGGCCGGACUCCGACCAGGACGUCCGUGAGGCUCAAGAGGGUGACGCCCUCGGGGCUUCCGGACGACAUCGACCAGCUGCAGGCGGACGUCAUCCACUACAGCGACAACACAGCACGCAUACGAAUCUACGACCCGCGAAUGAGCCGCUAUGAGGUGCCGCUACCCAACGUCGCCAACCAGGAAUUCUACUUCCCGGUGAUGUACGAAACUUCCGUCAGUAAGUCGGGCGACAUUGAGAUCAUCCGUCCGACUUCCCGGAAACUCGUGUUCCACACCAACCUGUCGACAUUGGUGUAUGCGGACCAGUUCCUUCAGCUGUCGACGUACAUUCCCUCCCGCUACGUGUACGGCGUCGGAGACGUCAAAUCGCCGCUGCUUCGUAGCACCGACUGGCAAAAAAUCACCCUCUUCAACGCCGGACGAUCCCCCACGGAGGGCAAAAAUCUUUACAGCAGCCAUCCGUUCAUGCUCAUUCACGAAGAAACGGGCGAAAGCUGCGGCCUCUUCCUUCUCAACAGCAACGCAAUGGACAUCGUGCUGAAGCCCAGUCCGUCCGUGACCCUGAGGAGCACAGGGGGGAUCGUGGACCUUUUUGUGUUCAUGGGGCCGUCGCCCGAGGCCGUAGUCCAGCAGUACACGGCAUUGGUGGGGAGGCCCUUCAUGCCGCCCUACUGGGCGCUGGGCUUCCACCUCAGCCGGUGGGGCUACAACAGCAUCGACGAUGUCAAAGAGACCAGGAAGCGGAACCUCAAGGCCGGCCUUCCUAUCGAGGCUAUUUGGCUGGAUGCAGACUACAUGGAAAACCUGAAACCCUUUACGUACGACAGGGGCAGGUUUGCUGGUUUGCCAGAGUUCGCUCAAGACCUUCACAAGCGAGACAUGAAGUUUAUCCUCACCGUGCAUCCCGGGAUCGACGCUAACCUCGAAAAAGGCUCCUACUUGCCCUUCGACGAGGGACACAGAAUGGCCGUGUUCGUGCGGUCCGAGUCCGGGGACUACAACUACGGCAUGGUUGGAAACCGAAGUCGUCUGGUCUUUCCCGACUUUACCCACCCGCUGAGCGGAGACUACUGGAGCAGGAUGAUCUCCUAUUUCCACGAUGUGGUGUCUUUCGACGGCCUCUGGCUCGACCUGAACGAGCCGUCCAGCCUGUACAACGGGUCUGAGCGCGGCUGCCCGUCGUCGGUGCUCGAGGAACCGCCUUACGUUCCCGGGGAAGGCCGCGAGGCGCUGCGAACCAAGACCCUGUGCAUGAGUGGGAGGCACUUCCUCUCGCGCCACUACAACCUGCACAACCUCUAUGGUUACACCCAGACCCUCCGGACCUACGACUCCUUACGGCAGGUCACCUUGCGCCGACCGUUUAUCAUUUCCCGGUCAACGUUCUCGGGCCAGGGUCGUUACUCGGGGCACUGGAGCGGAGACAUCGAAUCUGACUGGGACUCCCUCCGCUCUUCCAUAUCGUCGAUGCUCACCUUCAACAUCCUUGGCGUUCCGCUGACCGGCUCGGACAUCUGCGGCUUCUGGGACAACACCACCGUGGAGCUGUGCAACCGCUGGCACGCCCUGGGCGCCUUCUAUCCGUUUGCGAGGAACCACAACGCCAAGGGAAACAUCGACCAAGACCCCGUGGCCAUGGGAAGUCAGGUGGUGGCGACGGCCAAGAAGACGCUCAAGAUACGCUACUGCUUCCUGCCCUACCUGUACACACUCUUCUACCGCAGUCACGCCUUCGGAGACACAGUGGCAAGACCACUUUUCUUUGAGUUUCCGAAGGAUGUGAACACGUUCGCCAUCGAUUCCCAGUUCAUGUGGGGACCGGCACUGAUGAUCCUGCCUAUUCUUGAACCGAACAUGACGGACGUGAAGCCCUACCUUCCCCGGGGCAUCUGGUACGACGUGAUGCUGGGCGCACCGUUUCACAGCGCGGGCGAGGACUUCCAGAUGACCCCCUUGAACGACACCCUGUGCCUGCUCAUUCGGGGUGGCCACGUGGUGCCGUCGCAAGAACCGGCCCAAACAACAGCAGCUAGUCGCCUUAAACCCUUCAACCUGCUUGUGGCUCAAAACCGAGACGGGUUGGCCUCAGGAGAGCUGUACUGGGACGACGGAGAGUACAUCGGUUCCUACGAGAAGGGGGAAUACAGCCUCGUCAAAUUCAUCGCCGUCAAGAACACGGUGUCCAGCAUGUGCGUGCACUGCAGUUACGACACCAUCAUGUUGCUGAACGCCGUCACGGUGUACGGCGUCGGCGAAAAGCCCGUUGACGUCCGCUUCAACAAGCAGUCCACCAACUUCACCUACAACCCGUCCGGGCAGUUCAUGAAGGUGUCCAGUCUCCACUACCAGCUUACGAAACCUUUCGUUUUGACAUGGAGCCGCUGA